Molecule: messenger RNA, 1130 nt
Organism: Anastrepha ludens (Mexican fruit fly)
Lineage: Eukaryota; Metazoa; Arthropoda; Insecta; Diptera; Tephritidae
Gene: elm
Product: calcineurin B homologous protein 1
Exons: 3
Coding region: 114-683 (189 amino acids)
Molecular function (GO): calcium ion binding
Source: RefSeq, a predicted model, not a curated record
UUAUUAUUAGGCGAGGCGAAUUAAUAGAUUUGCCUUGUUAUUGAGUUAAAUUUUCUAUUUGCUUUAUUUAAUAAAAAUUCUCUUAGUUUUGAAAACGCAAUUGAAUAGUUAAAAUGGGGAAUAAAUCAUCACUGUUGCUUCGCCCAGAGGAGAUUGGGCAAAUUCAAGAAGAAACGGGAUUUACGCCCAAUCAAAUAGAGCGUCUCUAUUCGCGUUUCACCUCUCUGGACCGUGGUGACUGCGGAACAUUGUCUCGUGAGGAUUUUCUGCGCAUUCCUGAAUUAGCGAUCAAUCCGCUCUGCGAACGCAUUGUGCAUGCCUUCUUUGAAGAUAGUACCGAUGAUCGUGUGAAUUUCCGCCAGUUCAUGAAUGUGCUUGCACAUUUUCGGCCAAUAAAUUCGAAAAAGGAAAACGGUUUGAAUAGCCGUGAAGAGAAACUAAAGUUUGCAUUUAAAAUGUAUGACUUGGAUGACGACGGUGUUAUAAGCCGCGAUGAACUAUUGAGCAUUUUGCAUAUGAUGGUUGGAGCAAAUAUCAGCCAAGACCAGCUAAUAAGCAUAGCUGAACGCACUAUUCUGGAGGCAGAUUUGUGUUGUCAAGGCAAAAUUUCAUUUGAGGACUUCUGUAAAGCAUUAGAACGUACUGAUGUGGAACAAAAAAUGUCGAUUCGUUUUCUCAAUUAAAUUAGCUCACGUUUAAUUUAUAUAUUAUAUAUACAUUCUUGUGGAUAUAUACGAAAAUAGUGGGAAAGUGGCCUAAACUUAUUAUUCGCUCUCUAUAAUAGCUGUUUUAGUAUAGUAAAUUGCAUUUAACUCAAAUUAGUUUAUUGUAGUUUUCAAUUUGUUGGGUAUUUGUAAAUUAGCAGCUUAGACGCUCCUGAUCAAUAAUAAUAGAAUAAAAAUGUCAAAAUUUUAAUGGGUUCAAAUCACGAUGUACAGAAUACUAGAGGUGGCGCUUUCCGAAAACCGUUACUUUAUUUUUCGCGAUUUUGACAACUUGUAGAUGUAAACAAAUUAAACAAAAUGAAGGGAUUUGGUAAUAUUGUGCUGUUAGAUUUGUGAAUUUUAAAGUGAACAAACUAAUAAAAAUUAAGUGCUAUGUGUUUAGGCACGAAUUAUAUAACCUUCAAA